Oncorhynchus gorbuscha (pink salmon) is the source of this 6678-nucleotide messenger RNA. RefSeq lists its product as uncharacterized. Bases 117 to 6185 code for a protein of 2022 amino acids. The record is from RefSeq and is a predicted model, not a curated record. NCBI's taxonomy places the organism in Eukaryota, Metazoa, Chordata, Actinopteri, Salmoniformes, Salmonidae. The transcript has 121 exons.
GAAAAAUACAGUCUGUAGCUAACAACUGGAACUGCAGAACAGACAUGGAUGAGAAAAAUACAGUCUGUAGCUAACAACUAUAUGCAGACCAGAAAUGGAAUCCUCGACACCAGAACAUGGCUUCCUGUAACGCCUGGAACUGCAGACCAGAAUGGGUGGGGAAAGUACAUCUUGUAGCUAGCUGGAACUGCAGACCAGAAUGGAUGGGGAAAGUACAUCUUGUAGCUAGCUAUAUGCAGACCAGAAAUGGAAUCCUCGACACCAGAACAUGGCUUCCUGUAACGCCUGUAACUGCAGACCAGACAUGGAUGAGAAAAAUACAGUCUGUAGCUAACAACUGGAACUGCAGACCAGAAUGGGUGGGGAAAGUACAUCUUGUAGCUAGCUGGAACUGCAGACCAGAAUGGAUGGGGAAAGUACAUCUUGUAGCUAGCUAUAUGCAGACCAGAAAUGGAAUCCUCGACACCAGAACAUGGCUUCCUGUAACGCCUGUAACUGCAGACCAGACAUUGAUGAGAAAAAUACAGUCUGUAGCUAACAACUGGAACUGCAGACCAGAAUGGAUGGGGAAAGUACAUCUUGUAGCUAGCUGGAACUGCAGACCAGAAUGGGUGGGGAAAGUACAUCUUGUAGCUAGCUGGAACUGCAGACCAGAAUGGAUGGGGAAAGUACAUCUUGUAGCUAGCUAUAUGCAGACCAGAAAUGGAAUCCUCGACACCAGAACAUGGCUUCCUGUAACGCCUGUAACUGCAGACCAGACAUGGAUGAGAAAAAUACAGUCUGUAGCUAACAACUGGAACUGCAGACCAGAAUGGAUGGGGAAAGUACAUCUUGUAGCUAGCUAUAUGCAGACCAGAAAUGGAAUCCUCGACACCAGAACAUGGCUUCCUGUAACGCCUGUAACUGCAGACCAGACAUGGAUGAGAAAAAUACAGUCUGUAGCUAACAACUGGAACUGCAGACCAGAAUGGGUGGGGAAAGUACAUCUUGUAGCUAGCUGGAACUGCAGACCAGAAUGGAUGGGGAAAGUACAUCUUGUAGCUAGCUAUAUGCAGACCAGAAAUGGAAUCCUCGACACCAGAACAUGGCUUCCUGUAACGCCUGUAACUGCAGACCAGACAUGGAUGAGAAAAAUACAGUCUGUAGCUAACAACUGGAACUGCAGACCAGAAUGGGUGGGGAAAGUACAUCUUGUAGCUAGCUGGAACUGCAGACCAGAAUGGAUGGGGAAAGUACAUCUUGUAGCUAGCUAUAUGCAGACCAGAAAUGGAAUCCUCGACACCAGAACAUGGCUUCCUGUAACGCCUGUAACUGCAGACCAGACAUGGAUGAGAAAAAUACAGUCUGUAGCUAACAACUGGAACUGCAGACCAGAAUGGAUGGGGAAAGUACAUCUUGUAGCUAGCUAUAUGCAGACCAGAAAUGGAAUCCUCGACACCAGAACAUGGCUUCCUGUAACGCCUGUAACUGCAGACCAGACAUGGAUGAGAAAAAUACAGUCUGUAGCUAACAACUGGAACUGCAGACCAGAAUGGGUGGGGAAAGUACAUCUUGUAGCUAGCUGGAACUGCAGACCAGAAUGGAUGGGGAAAGUACAUCUUGUAGCUAGCUAUAUGCAGACCAGAAAUGGAAUCCUCGACACCAGAACAUGGCUUCCUGUAACGCCUGUAACUGCAGACCAGACAUGGAUGAGAAAAAUACAGUCUGUAGCUAACAACUGGAACUGCAGACCAGAAUGGAUGGGGAAAGUACAUCUUGUAGCUAGCUAUAUGCAGACCAGAAAUGGAAUCCUCGACACCAGAACAUGGCUUCCUGUAACGCCUGUAACUGCAGACCAGACAUGGAUGAGAAAAAUACAGUCUGUAGCUAACAACUGGAACUGCAGACCAGAAUGGAUGGGGAAAGUACAUCUUGUAGCUAGCUAUAUGCAGACCAGAAAUGGAAUCCUCGACACCAGAACAUGGCUUCCUGUAACGCCUGUAACUGCAGACCAGACAUGGAUGAGAAAAAUACAGUCUGUAGCUAACAACUGGAACUGCAGACCAGAAUGGAUGGGGAAAGUACAUCUUGUAGCUAGCUAUAUGCAGACCAGAAAUGGAAUCCUCGACACCAGAACAUGGCUUCCUGUAACGCCUGUAACUGCAGACCAGACAUGGAUGAGAAAAAUACAGUCUGUAGCUAACAACUGGAACUGCAGACCAGAAUGGGUGGGGAAAGUACAUCUUGUAGCUAGCUGGAACUGCAGACCAGAAUGGAUGGGGAAAGUACAGCUUGUAGCUAGCUAUAUGCAGACCAGAAAUGGAAUCCUCGACACCAGAACAUGGCUUCCUGUAACGCCUGUAACUGCAGACCAGACAUGGAUGAGAAAAAUACAGUCUGUAGCUAACAACUGGAACUGCAGACCAGAAUGGAUGGGGAAAGUACAGCUUGUAGCUAGCUAUAUGCAGACCAGAAAUGGAAUCCUCGACACCAGAACAUGGCUUCCUGUAACGCCUGUAACUGCAGACCAGACAUGGAUGAGAAAAAUACAGUCUGUAGCUAACAACUGGAACUGCAGACCAGAAUGGAUGGGGAAAGUACAUCUUGUAGCUAGCUAUAUGCAGACCAGAAAUGGAAUCCUCGACACCAGAACAUGGCUUCCUGUAACGCCUGUAACUGCAGACCAGACAUGGAUGAGAAAAAUACAGUCUGUAGCUAACAACUGGAACUGCAGACCAGAAUGGAUGGGGAAAGUACAUCUUGUAGCUAGCUAUAUGCAGACCAGAAAUGGAAUCCUCGACACCAGAACAUGGCUUCCUGUAACGCCUGUAACUGCAGACCAGACAUGGAUGAGAAAAAUACAGUCUGUAGCUAACAACUGGAACUGCAGACCAGAAUGGGUGGGGAAAGUACAUCUUGUAGCUAGCUGGAACUGCAGACCAGAAUGGAUGGGGAAAGUACAUCUUGUAGCUAGCUAUAUGCAGACCAGAAAUGGAAUCCUCGACACCAGAACAUGGCUUCCUGUAACGCCUGUAACUGCAGACCAGACAUGGAUGAGAAAAAUACAGUCUGUAGCUAACAACUGGAACUGCAGACCAGAAUGGAUGGGGAAAGUACAUCUUGUAGCUAGCUAUAUGCAGACCAGAAAUGGAAUCCUCGACACCAGAACAUGGCUUCCUGUAACGCCUGUAACUGCAGACCAGACAUGGAUGAGAAAAAUACAGUCUGUAGCUAACAACUGGAACUGCAGACCAGAAUGGAUGGGGAAAGUACAUCUUGUAGCUAGCUAUAUGCAGACCAGAAAUGGAAUCCUCGACACCAGAACAUGGCUUCCUGUAACGCCUGUAACUGCAGACCAGACAUGGAUGAGAAAAAUACAGUCUGUAGCUAACAACUGGAACUGCAGACCAGAAUGGAUGGGGAAAGUACAUCUUGUAGCUAGCUAUAUGCAGACCAGAAAUGGAAUCCUCGACACCAGAACAUGGCUUCCUGUAACGCCUGUAACUGCAGACCAGACAUGGAUGAGAAAAAUACAGUCUGUAGCUAACAACUGGAACUGCAGACCAGAAUGGAUGGGGAAAGUACAUCUUGUAGCUAGCUAUAUGCAGACCAGAAAUGGAAUCCUCGACACCAGAACAUGGCUUUCUGUAACGCCUGUAACUGCAGACCAGACAUGGAUGAGAAAAAUACAGUCUGUAGCUAACAACUGGAACUGCAGACCAGAAUGGAUGGGGAAAGUACAUCUUGUAGCUAGCUAUAUGCAGACCAGAAAUGGAAUCCUCGACACCAGAACAUGGCUUCCUGUAACGCCUGUAACUGCAGACCAGACAUGGAUGAGAAAAAUACAGUCUGUAGCUAACAACUGGAACUGCAGACCAGAAUGGAUGGGGAAAGUACAUCUUGUAGCUAGCUAUAUGCAGACCAGAAAUGGAAUCCUCGACACCAGAACAUGGCUUCCUGUAACGCCUGUAACUGCAGACCAGACAUGGAUGAGAAAAAUACAGUCUGUAGCUAACAACUGGAACUGCAGACCAGAAUGGAUGGGGAAAGUACAUCUUGUAGCUAGCUAUAUGCAGACCAGAAAUGGAAUCCUCGACACCAGAACAUGGCUUCCUGUAACGCCUGUAACUGCAGACCAGACAUGGAUGAGAAAAAUACAGUCUGUAGCUAACAACUGGAACUGCAGACCAGAAUGGAUGGGGAAAGUACAUCUUGUAGCUAGCUAUAUGCAGACCAGAAAUGGAAUCCUCGACACCAGAACAUGGCUUCCUGUAACGCCUGUAACUGCAGACCAGACAUGGAUGAGAAAAAUACAGUCUGUAGCUAACAACUGGAACUGCAGACCAGAAUGGAUGGGGAAAGUACAUCUUGUAGCUAGCUAUAUGCAGACCAGAAAUGGAAUCCUCGACACCAGAACAUGGCUUCCUGUAACGCCUGUAACUGCAGACCAGACAUGGAUGAGAAAAAUACAGUCUGUAGCUAACAACUGGAACUGCAGACCAGAAUGGGUGGGGAAAGUACAUCUUGUAGCUAGCUGGAACUGCAGACCAGAAUGGAUGGGGAAAGUACAUCUUGUAGCUAGCUAUAUGCAGACCAGAAAUGGAAUCCUCGACACCAGAACAUGGCUUCCUGUAACGCCUGUAACUGCAGACCAGACAUGGAUGAGAAAAAUACAGUCUGUAGCUAACAACUGGAACUGCAGACCAGAAUGGAUGGGGAAAGUACAUCUUGUAGCUAGCUAUAUGCAGACCAGAAAUGGAAUCCUCGACACCAGAACAUGGCUUCCUGUAACGCCUGUAACUGCAGACCAGACAUGGAUGAGAAAAAUACAGUCUGUAGCUAACAACUGGAACUGCAGACCAGAAUGGAUGGGGAAAGUACAUCUUGUAGCUAGCUAUAUGCAGACCAGAAAUGGAAUCCUCGACACCAGAACAUGGCUUCCUGUAACGCCUGUAACUGCAGACCAGACAUGGAUGAGAAAAAUACAGUCUGUAGCUAACAACUGGAACUGCAGACCAGAAUGGAUGGGGAAAGUACAUCUUGUAGCUAGCUGGAACUGCAGACCAGAAUGGGUGGGGAAAGUACAUCUUGUAGCUAGCUAUAUGCAGACCAGAAAUGGAAUCCUCGACACCAGAACAUGGCUUCCUGUAACGCCUGUAACUGCAGACCAGACAUGGAUGAGAAAAAUACAGUCUGUAGCUAACAACUGGAACUGCAGACCAGAAUGGAUGGGGAAAGUACAUCUUGUAGCUAGCUAUAUGCAGACCAGAAAUGGAAUCCUCGACACCAGAACAUGGCUUCCUGUAACGCCUGUAACUGCAGACCAGACAUGGAUGAGAAAAAUACAGUCUGUAGCUAACAACUGGAACUGCAGACCAGAAUGGGUGGGGAAAGUACAUCUUGUAGCUAGCUGGAACUGCAGACCAGAAUGGAUGGGGAAAGUACAUCUUGUAGCUAGCUAUAUGCAGACCAGAAAUGGAAUCCUCGACACCAGAACAUGGCUUCCUGUAACGCCUGUAACUGCAGACCAGACAUGGAUGAGAAAAAUACAGUCUGUAGCUAACAACUGGAACUGCAGACCAGAAUGGGUGGGGAAAGUACAUCUUGUAGCUAGCUGGAACUGCAGACCAGAAUGGAUGGGGAAAGUACAUCUUGUAGCUAGCUAUAUGCAGACCAGAAAUGGAAUCCUCGACACCAGAACAUGGCUUCCUGUAACGCCUGUAACUGCAGACCAGACAUGGAUGAGAAAAAUACAGUCUGUAGCUAACAACUGGAACUGCAGACCAGAAUGGGUGGGGAAAGUACAUCUUGUAGCUAGCUAUAUGCAGACCAGAAAUGGAAUCCUCGACACCAGAACAUGGCUUCCUGUAACGCCUGUAACUGCAGACCAGACAUGGAUGAGAAAAAUACAGUCUGUAGCUAACAACUGGAACUGCAGACCAGAAUGGAUGGGGAAAGUACAUCUUGUAGCUAGCUAUAUGCAGACCAGAAAUGGAAUCCUCGACACCAGAACAUGGCUUCCUGUAACGCCUGUAACUGCAGACCAGACAUGGAUGAGAAAAAUACAGUCUGUAGCCAACAACUGUAAGUGUCUGCUCGUUUUGUGCAAACGCGUUGCAAGAUUGUAUGAAGGAUGGACCUAUCCCGAACCUGAUUCCUGGAACUGCAGACCAGACAUGGAUGGGGAAAGUACAGCUUGUAGCUAGCUGGCACUGCUAGUUGUGACUCCAUUCUUCCAAAUUGUCUCGUUGACUAGCGACGCCUGGGCUUCAAGGUUGGGGGACAGCAGACCAGAAAAGGACAACAGUGUUACACUUGCAUUUUGUGAAGUUGUUGCAAGAUUGUAUUUAGGAUGACACUAUCCCGAACAUGAUUGACAACACUGUCAGACCUGUCUUCUGAAAUGCAAUUUGCAACCAAAUGUGUUAGCAGGAUUAUGGGGAGAAUAGCUUUAUAAAGGUUGUAACAAGGUGUUUUCUUUCAUUUAUUUAAUUCCUAGUGACUGUCUUCGCAAGGGUCAUUGUGAUCUUUAUCAUACAAUGGAGCUGGCCAUCACUACCAAUGUGGAGACCGCAUUAUUGCCUUUUCAUUUACAACGCUCUCAAUUGGAACUGUGCUACCCUGGGACAAAUUUUGUUAUAUUGACUGUAUUGAUUUGUGGAGUAACUGGAUGUUUGAAUUUAAUAAAGAUAAUUUAAA